Pseudomassariella vexata is the source of this 454-nucleotide messenger RNA. RefSeq lists its product as uncharacterized. The record is from RefSeq and is a predicted model, not a curated record. Bases 114 to 404 code for a protein of 96 amino acids. The transcript has a single exon. NCBI's taxonomy places the organism in Eukaryota, Fungi, Ascomycota, Sordariomycetes, Amphisphaeriales, Pseudomassariaceae.
CCCUCUCGUCCGAGUUCCUGCCCAUCUUCCUCGCAAACAUGCCCUACCAACGUAAGCAAACCUAGUUCGUCCAUAUACUGUGCUACUGGGUCACCACCGCCGUCCUGUCGGUUAUGGUGCUCUUGGUCGGUGCCAGCUUCUUCUUUUUUGUUAAGUGGACUACUACACCUUCGUUACCGGUCGCCCCAUCGACGCUUGCUGGGGCUAUGCACUAUGUUGUUGAUAGCAAUUUGAUCGAUAACGAGCUACUUGAAGAUCGCGAUUUAGAGGAUCGUAGAUGGAGAAGUGAUUCUGGCGCAAUGGAUAAGCAUGUUCGGGUCCACUUAGGACGAGUGCAAGGGCUCAGUGGGCAGGUCAGAACGCAGGUUUGGAUCUCGAAUGACAAUGACCACAUUGCUGUUUAAAGUUGAAACCCGGAUGUGAGAGAUGUAGCAAGUUACGAUUCGCAUGUCAA